This is a messenger RNA of Vespula vulgaris, 2335 nucleotides long. Its product is annotated as peroxisomal biogenesis factor 6-like. NCBI's taxonomy places the organism in Eukaryota, Metazoa, Arthropoda, Insecta, Hymenoptera, Vespidae. The transcript is spliced from 4 exons. Bases 593 to 1300 code for a protein of 235 amino acids. The record is from RefSeq and is a predicted model, not a curated record.
GUAAUCCGAGUCGAAACGUUGAACGUAUUCGUACGUUCUAGUAUCGUUGCGUGCAUAUAUGUAUGUCAAAGUAACGUAAUAAUCAUUAGAUUAUUUAUCUCCAGUUUUGUGAACAGUUUUUAUUUUAACUGUGCGCAUGCAAAGCAUUAAAGUAAAUGAACGUGUUUUUAUUAAGAAGUAUUUAUUUAGAAGACGUCGUAGAAGAGAGAACGACAACAAAUUGCGACUAGUUACACGAUCUUUCGAGAAAAGUGAAAUUUAUGUACACAUAGCAAUGCAAACAAACGUUAUACUCGGAUAAUAACAAAGAGGACAACAUUUAAACGUCUUUCUAUUGUUUUCUAUAAUUGUAUUUUUCUUUAAUGUUUAACGCUCAUAUAAUUUGUUAUUAUCGAUACUUUCUUACAAAGAACUGUGAAGGUUAGCGUCUCUGGGACGAAGUGGAACGUAAACUCAGACUUCCUACUAAUUUUUAACCUUUUAGAUUAUUUUCCAAUAAUUAUCUUUAUUCAAGCUCUUAUUUCGUAUAUAUCAUCGCUAUAAAAUUAAACUCGGAAAAUAAAAGUUACAAUUUUUCACUUUGUUGUUCCAAAUGACAAAUGCAAUGGGAGGUACGCAUCUACAUACUCCACCAUCGAUAUUUCAACACAUGAUAAUACAACAAGGUACUUCUCAGCAAGUAGGUUCUUGGACACAAAUGCCACAAGUAUUACCUUUAUCUAUACCUUGGAGUGUACCGUCGGUACAACAAUCCGAAUUAAUCAGAUUUACUGGCGAACAAAAUGUUACAUCUAACCUUCAUCAGAAAAGAAAAUUAGAGACACCGGAUUUACUUGACAUCAGAAAGACAAAACAACUAAUAACAGAAGAAAAAAUGGCUGCACACUUUCAAGAUUUACAUAUCAGUUCUGCUUACCAUUCACAAGAUCCUGUACCAUCUACGUCAACAGCAACUACUUCACUUGAAAAAUCCAAUGUAGGGAUGGAUAUGGAAACUGCUAAUGUGGUUGAUACUGACAAUUUAAAGAGUCCAAGAUUAAUUCUAUCUGAAGAACUGAAACGAAUACAACAGGAAUCCAUUCUUCCGUCGACUCUUCUAUCCAAAUUGGAGAGGCCCUCUAUGGCAUUAGUUCUUUGGGAACCACCAAGUAAACAUCUUCGUAUUUUACCUACAAGAGAUAGUCCAACGCCGGUUCCAAAUGCGUCAGAUGACAAUAAUAAUAACAACAAUAACAACAAUAAUAGCGAUGGUAUACCUGAUUUGAAUCAAACAAGUUCAUUUGAACCAAUGGAAUUAUGAAAAACGUAUUAAAAUAUUUCUUGCUUCUGAACAAAUUGAUGCAUCAGAGUACAUUUUUAGCUCUAUAAAAAAUUUUAAUUAAAGUUCAUUGUUGAACUCGACUAUAUGCAAUUAAUUUCUCUUGUUUAAAUAUACAAAAGAGUGGUAUGUUUAUACAAUAAGAUAGUUUGAGUUUCAACUACAUCGUUGAUUACUUAUUGUGAUAAAAUUAGUAAUGCUGUUACAUGACAAGCAUUAUUUUUUUAUCUUUGUCUCUCUGGUUCUUUCUUCUCAUUAUCUACACACUACAUCAUUUUCUACACACUUUAUAAUUACAUAUACACUUACAUAUUGUGGUUAAUAGUUCAUAUUCGUUUAAGAAUUUUCCAUAAAUUUGCGAAAUGAAAAAAAAUCAAAGUAUGAUGUGGUCUGCUUCAUCUCGGCAAACGUAGUAAACAUAAUUCUUAAUACAUAGUUCCUUUGGAAAUAAGUACCAUUUGUUUGUUCCUUGCUUAUUAAUUAAUUUCCAUUCAGACAAUUACAUAAGAUAUAAUAAAACGAGUCGAAUAUGAGAUAAAAUACGCGAUAGAAUUUCAUGUUAGUCAUUCAUACGUUAUAAAUAUUCAACUCUAUUAUAUUUUAUUCUUUGCCUUAAUUUUAUUAUAUCUAUCAUAUUAUAUAAUCUUUUAAUAGUAUUCCUAUGUGCAAAUAUUAGUGAUAUAAUAAAUAAGUCGAAAAAAAGUGUGAUCUUUUAACUCAUUCGGUUGACUCAAAUUUGUUGACUUAAUUUGCCAUACAGGAGAAAUAAAAAGUUGUGUGUGUGUGUGUUUGUAUGUGUAAAUAUAUAUAUGUAUAGUAAAUAUAUUAUAUAAUAGAAGUAUAACAGCUACUUAUAAGAGGAAGUGAAAUAAUGUAAUAGAAUAAAAAAUAUAUCAAUUCAUUUGUAUCUGCAAGCGAAGUAAUCUACACACGAUGAUUGUCACUUAUUAAUGAACGUGGAAUAAUUCGCGCGCUAUGAAAUUUUUUUAUCGAAAGUAAAAAACUUGUUGAUUGUCA